Messenger RNA from Aureobasidium namibiae CBS 147.97, 4623 nucleotides. Its product is annotated as ATP-binding cassette glutathione S-conjugate transporter. The record is from RefSeq and is a predicted model, not a curated record. Gene Ontology annotation, cellular component: membrane. Gene Ontology annotation, molecular function: ATP binding; ABC-type transporter activity; ATP hydrolysis activity. Gene Ontology annotation, biological process: transmembrane transport. The transcript is spliced from 8 exons. Bases 1 to 4623 code for a protein of 1540 amino acids. NCBI's taxonomy places the organism in Eukaryota, Fungi, Ascomycota, Dothideomycetes, Dothideales, Saccotheciaceae.
AUGCGCGACCCGUCGGCAUACCAGACGGUAUUGCAGUCGCCAGUCGGCUUGCAUUACCUCGGCGUUUCCAACCAUCCAAGUCAGCGUCAACCACUGUGCCGCAAUGUCGAAGGAUGGGGUCCCAUCAGCCCUUUUCGCUAUGACUUUACGCCCUGCUUCCUCGAUGUUUGGAUAGCUUCCGUCUCUGCUUUUGGUCUCAUCUUCGGAGCCGGUGCCAUCUACUAUCUGUUCAAGAAAUGCAGCCCCCAGCCCGUCAAGCAAGAUUGGCACUUCUACACAAAGUUGUCCGUUCUCGCCGCCCUUUGCGCCACUACCGUCCUCCAGGCCAUCUUCCAGAUUGUCAACUUUGGUAAUGUCUGGGCUGGCGACUUCCGUUUCUGGGCCACGGUUCUGAACCUCGCCUCCAUCGCCGUCAUCUUCUACAUCCAGUACAUUGAACACUGGCGAUCGCGUCAGGCCAAUGGAGUCGUCCUGGUCUUCUGGCUGUUGCUCCUCGUUGCAUACGCCGUCAAGAUGCGUUCCUUGGUCUCGCAACAGUUAUACCGCACCGAACUACCUUAUUUUGUCACCUUCGCCGUCAGCGUCGCUUUGGCCGCCCUCGAGUUCGGCCUGGAGUGGCUUGUGUCCAAGCGUUUGAGUGAUUACGAUGCUCUUGGAGACGAAGACGAGUGCCCCAUGGAGUACGCCAAUGUCUUUUCUAUCCUUACCUUCUCCUGGAUGACUCCGAUGAUGAAGUAUGGGUACAAGAAUUUCUUGACCCAGGAUGAGCUAUGGAACCUUCGCAAAAGAGAUACAACCGCCGCGACUACCCAAGCCUUCAACGAGGCUUGGGAGCAAGAGUUGGAAAAGAAGAAGCCUAGUCUUUGGAUUGCUCUCGCUCGGGGCUUCGGUGGUCCAUACGUCCGUGGUGCAAUGAUCAAGACCAUCUCGGACGUGCUGGCCUUCGUUCAACCUCAACUUCUACGUCUUUUGAUCUCAUUCGUUCAUUCGUACCGUACUGAUUCACCUCAGCCUCCUAUCCGUGGAGCCGCCAUCGCUCUUUCUAUGUUCGCUGUAUCAGUCUCUCAAACACUUGCCCUGCACCAAUAUUUCCAGAGAGCAUUUGAGACUGGUAUGCGCAUUCGCUCAUCCUUGACCGCGGCCAUUUACCACAAGUCUAUGCGUCUCUCGAAUGAGGGUAGAGCAUCAAAGUCCACAGGAGACAUCGUCAAUUACAUGGCUGUCGAUACUCAGCGUCUUCAGGAUCUCGCACAGUAUGGUAUGCAGCUGUGGUCUGCGCCUUUCCAAAUUACGCUGUGUAUGAUCUCGCUCUACCAGCUUGUAGGACUGAGCAUGUUCGCUGGUGUCGGUGCCAUGAUUGCUAUGAUUCCCAUCAACGGUGUCAUCGCACGUAUCUCGAAGAACUUGCAAAAGAAGCAGAUGAAGAACAAGGACUCCAGAACGCGUUUGAUGACUGAGAUCCUGAGCAACAUGAAGUCCAUCAAGCUUUACGCCUGGACCACCGCAUUCAUGAACAAGUUGAACUACAUCCGUAACGACCUGGAGCUCAACACUCUUCGCAAGAUUGGCGCUUCCAUGGCUCUGGCGAACUUCACCUGGUCGACUACUCCGUUCUUCGUAUCCUGCUCAACCUUUGCUGUCUUCGUCCUCACCGGCAACACACCGCUGACAACAGACAUUGUCUUCCCUGCGUUGACACUGUUCAACCUCCUUACCUUCCCUCUGGCCAUCCUGCCCAUGGUUAUCACCUCCAUCAUCGAAGCAAGUGUCGCCGUCAACCGCCUGACAGACUUCUUUGUUGCACCCGAGUUGCAGCGUGACGCUGUGCUCAAGUACGAUGCAGUCACUGAGCGUGGCGAAGAAGCUGUCCGCAUUCGGGAUGCCACAUUCACCUGGAACAGCAACGACACCCGCAACGCUCUCGAGAACAUUUCUUUCUCUGCUCACAAGGGCGAACUUUCUUGUGUUGUUGGCCGUGUUGGAGCAGGCAAGUCUUCCUUCCUGCAAACCCUUCUGGGAGACCUUUACAAGAUCAAGGGUGAGGUGAUCCUGCGUGGAAAAGUGGCCUAUGUUGCCCAAUCUCCUUGGGUCAUGAACGCUAGCGUCAGAGAAAAUAUCGUCUUCGGUUACCGUUGGGAUCCCCAGUUCUACGAAAAGACUGUUCAUGCUUGCGCUCUGAAGGAGGAUUUCGCAUCUCUGCCAGAUGGCGAUCAGACUGAGGUUGGUGAACGUGGAAUAUCUUUGUCCGGCGGACAGAAAGCUCGUUUGACUUUGGCCCGGGCUGUCUAUGCUAGAGCAGAUGUUUAUCUUCUUGAUGAUGUUUUGUCCGCCGUCGAUCAGCAUGUCGGAAGACAUCUGAUCGAUAACGUGCUAGGCCCUAAUGGUUUGCUGAGUGGAAGAACAAGAAUCCUGGCUACGAACUCUCUUCCGGUCUUGAUGGAAGCCAACUACAUUGUCCUCUUGCGUGAGGGCCGCAUCUUGGAACGUGGUACCUACGAACAACUCAUGGCUAUGAAGGGAGAAAUCUCUCAGCUCAUCAAGACUGCUAGCAAUGAGGAGUCUCAAAGCGAGUCGCAGAGUGAAGCACAAGACAGCGAUGACUCGGCCACUGUCUUCGAAACCGAUCCAAACUCUGCGACAGGCGAACUGGAGAUCACGCAGGCCGAAGAAGGCGAGACCCAACUUGCCCCCAUCAACACCGGUGGUGGUCGUCCAGCUCGCAGGGCCAGCGGACUCUCCUUACGUCGUGCAAGCACUGCAAGUUUCGCCGGACCCCGUGGUAAGCUCACAGAUGAGGAAGGCACUGCCGGCGUCAAAAGCAAACAGAACAAAGAGUUCUCCGAACAAGGUAAGGUCAAGUGGUCUGUCUACACGGAAUACGCCAAGACUAGCAACCUAGUCGCUGUUGCCAUCUACAUUGUUACUUUGGUUGGAGCUCAGACUGCUCAGAUCGGUGGCAGUGUCUGGCUCAAGAACUGGUCCGAGAUCAACGGCAGAUAUGGCGGUAAUCCUCAUGUAGGAAAGUACAUCGGCAUUUAUUUUGCAUUUGGUAUCGGCUCCGCUGCCCUUGUCGUUGUACAGACACUUAUUCUGUGGAUAUUCUGCUCAAUUGAGGCCUCGCGUAAGCUUCACGAACGAAUGGCCUAUGCUAUCUUCAGAUCGCCUAUGACCUUCUUCGAGACUACCCCCGCCGGACGCAUUCUGAACCGCUUUUCAAGUGACAUUUACCGCAUCGAUGAAGUCUUGGCUCGUACUUUCAACAUGCUCUUCGUCAAUUCGGCGCGAGCUCUCUUCACCCUGGUCGUCAUCUCAUUGUCCACGCCGGCCUUCAUCGCGCUGAUUGUGCCACUGGGUGGAGUCUACCUCUACAUCCAAAGAUACUACCUCAGAACUUCACGUGAACUCAAGCGUCUGGACAGUAUCAGCCGCAGUCCAGUGUAUGCUCACUUCCAGGAAUCCCUGAGUGGUAUCAGCACAAUUCGCGCUUACCAGCAAAGCAAGCGCUUUGCCAUGGAGAACGAAUGGCGUGUUGACGCUAAUCUUCGGGCAUACUUCCCUUCUAUCAACGCGAAUCGCUGGCUGGCAGUCCGUCUUGAGUUCAUUGGUUCGGUCAUCAUCCUUGCUGCCGCCGGUUUCGCAAUCAUCUCGGUUUCCACUGGCAGCAGCCUAUCUGCCGGCAUCGUCGGUCUGUCUAUGUCUUAUGCGUUGCAGAUCACUCAGUCGCUCAACUGGAUUGUGCGCCAGACCGUCGAGGUGGAAACCAACAUUGUGUCAGUUGAGCGCGUCCUGGAAUACGCACGUCUGCCCAGCGAAGCACCUGAGAUCAUCUCAAAGCACAGGCCGCCAGUGAGCUGGCCUUCCAAGGGUGCAGUUUCGUUCAACAACUACAGCACUAGAUACCGCGAGGGACUCGAUUUGGUUCUGAAGAACGUUAACCUCAGCAUCAAAUCACACGAGAAGAUUGGUGUUGUGGGUCGAACAGGUGCCGGCAAAAGUUCUUUGACUCUUGCUCUUUUCCGCAUCAUAGAGCCCACCGAGGGUGAUAUCACGAUAGAUGAUCUGAGUACUAGCUCCAUUGGUUUGUUGGAUCUGAGAAGAAGGCUUGCUAUCAUUCCUCAAGAUGCGGCUCUCUUCGAAGGCACGAUUCGUGACAACUUGGAUCCAGGUCACGUCCAUGAUGACACUGAGCUCUGGAGUGCUCUAGAUCACGCGCGCCUAAGGGAUCACGUGUCGAGCAUGUCCGGAGGCCUUGAUGCUCAGAUUCACGAAGGCGGAUCCAAUCUGAGUCAAGGCCAGCGCCAACUCGUUUCUUUGGCGCGUGCGCUGUUGACGCCGAGCAACAUCUUGGUGCUUGACGAAGCAACUGCCGCUGUUGAUGUGGAGACGGAUGCAUUGUUGCAGACCACACUCAGAAGCAACAUGUUCAAGGAUCGGACGAUCAUUACGAUUGCGCACCGUAUCAACACGAUUCUGGACAGCGAUCGCAUUGUGGUACUUGACCACGGACGAGUGGCUGAGUUCGAUACGCCAUCCGAAUUGGUCAAAAAGAAGGGCCUGUUUUACGAACUGGUACGAGAGGCCGGCCUACUUGGUAGUGUCGACAUCAGCAGCGCGGUGGAGUAG